Messenger RNA from Chrysemys picta bellii (western painted turtle), 2874 nucleotides. It is a transcript of the gene CDK19, whose product is annotated as cyclin dependent kinase 19. The record is from RefSeq and is a predicted model, not a curated record. Gene Ontology annotation, molecular function: protein serine/threonine kinase activity; ATP binding. Gene Ontology annotation, cellular component: nucleus; cytosol. NCBI's taxonomy places the organism in Eukaryota, Metazoa, Chordata, Testudines, Emydidae. Gene Ontology annotation, biological process: protein phosphorylation.
CCCCUGCCAGUGGGAAUGCCCAGAAAUCCCCCAACAUACGCCGGGGAGCGCGGCUUGGGGGGAAGGGGCAGUUGUGGGAUUCCAGAAGGGCUUCGUGUAUGGACUUCCUGCCUUGGAGGUAGCAGAAUAUUCAGCAGAAGAAAAGAUGAAAAGGAGUAUGCACUGAAGCAAAUUGAAGGUACAGGGAUAUCGAUGUCGGCCUGUAGAGAGAUUGCACUUUUACGAGAAUUGAAGCACCCCAAUGUGAUUGCAUUACAGAAGGUUUUCCUUUCUCACAGUGAUAGAAAGGUUUGGCUGCUGUUCGAUUAUGCCGAACAUGAUUUGUGGCAUAUUAUCAAGUUUCACCGUGCCUCAAAAGCAAAUAAAAAGCCCAUGCAGUUGCCAAGAUCUAUGGUUAAAUCACUACUCUACCAGAUCCUUGAUGGAAUCCAUUACCUCCAUGCAAACUGGGUGCUUCACAGGGACCUGAAACCAGCAAACAUUCUGGUAAUGGGAGAAGGUCCUGAAAGAGGAAGAGUCAAAAUAGCUGACAUGGGUUUUGCAAGAUUGUUCAAUUCACCUCUGAAACCUUUAGCAGAUUUGGAUCCAGUUGUGGUGACAUUCUGGUAUAGAGCUCCAGAACUGUUACUUGGUGCCAGACAUUACACAAAAGCAAUUGAUAUAUGGGCAAUUGGGUGUAUAUUUGCUGAGCUAUUGACUUCAGAACCUAUUUUUCACUGUCGUCAGGAAGACAUCAAAACGAGCAAUCCUUUUCAUCAUGAUCAGCUAGACCGCAUUUUUAGUGUAAUGGGAUUCCCAGCAGAUAAAGACUGGGAAGAUAUAAGGAAGAUGCCAGAAUAUCCCACACUUCAAAAAGACUUUAGAAGAACAACAUAUGCCAAUAGUAGCCUCAUAAAAUACAUGGAGAAACACAAAGUCAAGCCUGACAGUAAAGUUUUCCUUUUGCUUCAAAAACUUCUUACCAUGGAUCCUACGAAGAGAAUUACCUCAGAGCAGGCUUUGCAGGACCCCUAUUUCCAGGAGGAUCCAUUGCCUACGUCAGAUGUGUUUGCUGGCUGCCAGAUUCCUUAUCCAAAACGAGAAUUCCUCAAUGAGGAUGAACCCGAAGAAAAAGGAGAUAAGAAUCAACAGCAACAGAAUCAACAUCAGCAACAAACAGCACCUCAGCAGCAACCGCAAGCAGCACCUCAGCAACAGCAGCAGCAGCAAAACAGUACCCAGACAAAUGGGACUGCAGGAGGAGGUGGAGCAGGAGGAGGAGGCACUGGGGCAGGACUUCAGCACAGCCAGGACUCCAGCCUCAAUCAGGUGCCUCCAAAUAAGAAACCACGCAUAGGGCCUUCAGGCACUAACUCAGGCGGGCCUGUCAUGCCUUCAGAUUAUCAGUUUUGACCGUACCCAUAACCUCUGUGUGCCCUCAAAAAGGUAUUUCACACUGGCAACUAGAAAUGGAAAGUGACAUCAACUUGAUUGUUUUCUCAUUCCUGUUCCCUUGGUGAAGCAGUGGACAGUCAAAUACCAUCCUGCAAUGUUUCUCAUCCGGUUUUUGGAGAAGACAGGAGAGUGAGGAAUGGGAUUAGCAGCAUAGUCUACAUUGGUGAAGUUUAUGUAGCACAAACUGCACAAUGAAGGAAGAAUAUUGUGAAAGCUGCGAGUCCUGCACUGUAUCUGUGACACUGUAUCUUUUGGGGGGAGGGGGAGGGAAGAGCAUUCUGAGGGGAGGGUUGGGGGUAGCUUGAAGUAUUCAAAUAUGUCUAAUAUUUUAUAUAAACAUAUUAAAGCUUAGUUCCCCUUUGUAAUCUUCAGUAAUGGUACUUAAACACCAUUAAGCAAAGAAUUGUUUUAGGAUUAAAUAAAUGUAUUGUACAUAAGGCCAUAUGUAAUCUUCUAAAAGUGUCGCCACACAGGAGUGAUAUGUAUUACUAUAUGAAAAAAAUCCUUAAUGCACUGUUAUCUCCUAAAUAUUUAGUAGUAAAUUAAUACUAUUUAAUUUUUUUAAAAAUCUGUCUUGUGUAGACACUAAAAAGUAUUACACAAAAUGUGGACUGAAGAUGUCCUUUUUAACAGCAAUUUAAAGAACUUUUUAUAUAUGUAAUGUAGUAUACUUUUCAAAUUGUUCUAGUUUGUAUUCUCCCAAGUUUACUAUUGGUGGAAGUGUGUCUAUUUCUCUUCAGUUAUUUUUUUUUUAUAAUUUCAUGCACGUAUCCUUCAUUUUUGUAGUUUUUAUUAUAGAUUACUGCAUAUGCUCUUCAUGCUGUCACAAAGCUUUGCUGCUUUAGCUGUAUGGUGGCCACAUACAGCAAUAACCAUGCUGAUAGGUUUGCAAAAACACAAAACAAAAUAUUUGUUUUUCAUUCUAGAGCUAAGAGUUUACUGCUUUUAAGUUCUCCUCAUGUCACUCUUGAAAUGACUGUUAAAACUGAACUAUGAGUUCAUUGCAUUUAUUUUAUAUUCCUAGUUGUCAUGAAAUUGAAUUGACUUUGCUUCAGUGUGAAUUUUUUUAAUACAAAUAAUAUACAUUUGUAAUAAUAAUAAUAAUAACAAUAAUAAAAGGUUCAAAUCAAAGAAGUGUGCUGGAAAGUUGUGAACAUCAGACAUUGAGUUACAAAAGAAGCAAUGUAUCCUGCAGAGUUGCAACCUGUAAUUGUAUUCAGAUGUUUAUGAUAUCAUAAACCACACAAAACCGAGCUUGUAAAACCUCCAGUUUGGAAUUAUAGCCUUUUAAAAUACCCAAGAGGGUAUUCGUAUUUUGUAUGUACGGAAAUAGAAUGAAGCUUUAUGGAAAAACAAAACAGGUGGAAUGCUUUGUGUACUCUCUCUAAAGUGAUUUAGCAUGCAGCUUGGAUACCACUUAUAAAAAUAUAAAACUACCAA